Molecule: messenger RNA, 5108 nt
Organism: Toxoplasma gondii ME49
Lineage: Eukaryota; Apicomplexa; Conoidasida; Eucoccidiorida; Sarcocystidae
Exons: 7
Coding region: 653-4804 (1383 amino acids)
Source: RefSeq, a predicted model, not a curated record
GGCCUAGGGCGUUUGUUGCGCGUUUGUCUCCAGGAAAUCCGCGUUUCUGUCGGGUGAUGCCGCGCCGUUUCGCUUGACGGAUGCACCGACUCGCGCCGGCUGUGUACCUGCUGCUACAGUUGCACACUGGCGCGCCGGGCACAAAGGUGCCGGUGUCGACGCCGGUGAAUUUCCUUCGUUUUUCUCGCCAUUUUCACUGACUCCAUGCGUCCGCUUCAUUUCGCGACCUUGCGUCUUCCUGUACAGCCCAGCUUGAACUUUUCUGGGAGACAGUUGGGGAAUUCGUUGCUCGUGACUGGGCGCCAUGUCGGCAACGCAGCCGCAAAACGCAAAGGCUGGCCGCACGUGCAAAGCGUCCUUCCCUUUCCUGUGAAAUGAGCGAAACGAGGAACUUUUGCUUUGCGCUGCCACAGCAGAAGGAAUUCCUUAACAGCAAAGGAACGUCCUUCAAAAGGCGCGCAAAGAUGUUGACGUAGCCUCCGCACCGCGGUGCCACUGCAGUAGAGAACACCGUCGACGUCGUCGAGUCCUGGAAUCCGGCGUUUUUCAUUUCUUCUUUCGACGCACGCGAAGUUCCACAAGAACGUUCAGUGAGGUCUCUUCACGCUAUGCAAACUUCCUUUUUUUUCGAGGCACACGGAAACCAAGUCCAAUGGCAGCUCGCCGCGCGAGGGGCCUCCCCUCCUUCCACCCUCUUCGGGGAUCCUUCUCGCGCUGCCUCACGCGGCGAACAGUGUCUCCGGUCUCUCUCUCGAGGUCGUCUCUCUGUUCCUCCGCUCUUGCUUCCUCUUUUUUCGCUCGUGCUCCUUCCUUGUCUUCUCCAGCUUCCCUAGCUUUUUCGCUUUCUCUGCCCGACGCGUUUUCUCCUCGCCUGGUCAGUUUGCCGGGCGACUCUGCAGAGUUCGCUGUGUCUGCGGCUUCUUCUGGUGUGUCUUUCGCUUCGUCUCCGAAAGCCUGUUCUCCUUUUGUGAGUGGAGCUCGACGGCUUUUUUCCUGCUCUCGCCUUGCCUCGCAUAGGAAACAAGAGGGUCCCCCCGUGUCUCGUCCUUGCGUUCGCCGCCACUGGGCCUCUUCGCCUUCGCGCGAUUCGUUUUUCGCUCUCUCCUGUCUCUGUCCUUCCCUGCCUCCGGUCGUCUCGUCGACAGCUACCGCUCUCCCCCCUCGCCACUGGUCACCUCGUGCAAUGCCUCUCGCCUUGUCGUCAUUUGCAUCGUUUUCUGCCUCUUCUUUCUCCGGUCGCUCCUCUGCGUCUGCUUCAUCGUCUGCUGCCCAUUCCUACGUUUCUUCCCCUUCUUCCGGAGCAGAGGCAGUGGCGCUUCUGCGUCGUCUUUCUCUUCGAAAGAGUCUCUCCUCUCUCCCCGCACCCUCAGGCGAUCCCAGGCAUCCCUCGCCCGCGCCUCCACGCCUGCAUGCGGAGACACCCCAGCUUUCCGUCCUCCUGGCGCAGUGCUUCUCCGACCGUCACAGUCUGCAGACCGAGGCCGUCUUGUCUCUCCUCCACUCUGCGCUUCUUCUCCGCGUCUCCUCCUCGCAGCUCCUCGCUGGGUUGGCUGAGGAACUCGAGUUCCGCCUCAUUCGCACGAUGAGCCUGGACAACUUGUGCGCCGUCCUCAGCGCCUACAGCUUCUUCUUUCCGGUAUCGAUACACCUCAGCGCAGGCCGGACGGCGCCGGAUCCGCCAGCGCCCGUCAAGCGCAUGCUCGCACUCUUGAAAAAGGAAAUGGAACGCCUUUUGAACGAAGGCAGUCUGCGAGACUCUGCAGCCAGGCCGACGGAGAACGCCCAGGACGCGGGGCCUGCACGACAGGCCGUGCGAAGAGACUGGGGUGUACAUACACCCGCGGCCGUGACCAAAGCCAGUUUGGUCGCCGCCCUCGCGGCUCUCGGCCGUCUCGGUGUGAAGAAUGGCGACAAGCUGCUGUCCGCGCUCCAGAACGAAUUGUGUCUUCUGCUUGCGAGAGAACGCUUUCGGGAUCUUCCGGGAGAACUCCGUGCAGCCAGAGGGAAAGCACCUGCAGGCGCCAGUGGAGAAGAAUGCCAACGCAUGCAGCAGAGGGAGACGGAACUGGAGAACGAACGUCUCAGCGGAGAUUUGCCCUUCUCGUCUGCCUCUCAAGCUGCAGUCUGCAGUGCUCCCUCUCUGUCUCCACGUUCGACGACUGGGGUCUUUUCUUCUCCUUUUAUUUCAUCUUCUUCUGGUCCUGCUUCCGCGUCCCCGUCUUCUGUUUCGUCUGCCUCUUCAGCUGGUGUGGAAAGCGAUUCAGCGGUCCGGCGUAGACUUCAAGACUCUGGAACCUUGGCCGCUGCUCUGCUCACCUUGCGCGUUGAAAACCUUCCUCUCAUUCGGCUUCUCGUCGAGGAAGUAUCCGCCUGUCUAGAUCGUCUAGGGCAGACCCUCGAGGCGACUCUCGGACAGUCAUCUUCUUCUUCUCCUUCCUCCUCUUCGUUUCUUCCCGCGUUUCCUCUCAGUCGAGAGGAGAAAGAAGAAAGCGCAGCACUGGGGCAAACAGAAGAAGACGUUGCAUUACUCUGUCGGACUGUGGAGGCAGUCUUUCGUCUGUGCGCAGAGUAUGGGCACCCUGUCGAGCCUCUUCGGUCCUCUCUUUGGAGACUCGAGAGAGACAGCUGUCUCCUGGAAAAGGGCCUGGCACAUGCAGAUUUGCUGCGCCUGCUUUCUGCUCUCUGGGAAGAGGAAGUGAGCUUUUCACUUUCGUCGCCGCGCUCAAGACAGACGAAGGAAGGGGGGAACAGUGGCGAGAAAGAGGCACGAGAUACUUUCGAAAGCCUCCGACUAAGUAAAGGCCCAAGCGAAAGAACAGCAGACGGAAGCGCGGCUGCUGUGUGGAGACAGGGAGGAAGCGAUUUCCCUUCAGCCUCGCUUCUUUUCUUUCUUCGCUUCCUCCCUGCUCUGGCGUCUGCGAGAGACGAGGCCUUUGACACUCUUUCUCCGCGGAACCUGCUUCUUCUUCUGGGAUCUCUCUCGAUCUCCACGAAGCACCUGCGUACACGUGCCCGCUCGGCUUCUCCGCCUGAGCUUCUCGGACUUUUGAAUGAGACCAUGGGGAAACAACGCGUCUCCCUCGCGUCUAAAGUUCCCCCCGCUUCUUCUCCUCAGUCCUCUCUUUCCUCCCCUGCUUCCUCCUCUCUGUCUUCUUCCUCCCCUUCUUCUUCCUCUCUGUCUUCUUCCUCUCUGUCUUCUUCCUCUCGGUUGUCCUCUUCUUUGUGCGCCGCGUCUUCGUUCCUGGGGGAAGCAGGCGAAUCGACGACGCAUGGAGGCGGAACAGCGCUUCACCUGGUUGCCCCCGAGCUGUCCGACGCCCGCGAGGCGCGUUUCGCCUCUGCUUCUCAAACGCCUUUCGGCUGCUCUAGCGCGGAGCGAGAGCUAGAGAACGGGAGGACGCAGAUGGAGAAAACUGAAGAGCUGCUUCAAGAACUCGCAGAAGCGCUUGCUCGCGCAGCGACAGCACGAGCGAUCGACGCCACAGCCGCCGAUCUUCUUCUCGGCCUCGCGGCUGUGGAGAGACUGGAGUGCCAUGAGACAGGUCUUCCUUUUUCUGGAGCGUCUUGGAGUCCGACGCCUUCCUUCUCCUUUCUGGGAGACUGCUUUCUUCGAGCUCUCCUUCGCCAGUGGAAACUCGGCAAAGGUCGGGCGCUCUUCAGAGACAUUUCGCAGAGUCAACAUCUCCUCCGUCUUCUGGAGGUACUGGAUGUGAGCGAGAAAGCUGGGCCGCUUCGGGAGGCGCUAAGACAACCGCGAAGCCGUGAGGCGACGCGCAACAGUCAAGCGUGUCUUUCGCUAGGCGCCAAGCCACACCACGAGAGCAAAGAAGCAGAAGACGAGGAUGACGCGCCUCCUGAGGAGACGCCAAAACUGCAGAGCAACCGUGAUCUUCUCGCCGACACGAGCGCCGAAAACAGACGAAGUUUGAGGCUUCUCGAUCGGAGUUCUCUGCCUUUCUUGGACGACGAAGACUUCCCUCGCUCCCACUCCACUUCUCGUCUCCUGCAGCGAGAGAAACGGCCAGGCGGUCGAGGCCGACGGGGGGUGUCCGACUCUCCACAUGACGACGAAGGCGAAGGGGACAGCUGCGAGGAGACAGCGGAGUGGAGAGAGACCCUGGGGGCGGCGCGGCCUCUGCAAAGGGACAUGGAACACGAAGGGCGCGUUCUGGCGCUCCUGGAUGACUCCUACGCAGCCGUGUCUGCAUGCCCUGGACGGAGUGAUUGUUUCUCUUCGAGUUCUUCCUCCGCUUCGUCGAUGAGACAACCGCGCUCGCGACCGCAGACCUGCCAUAAGGGUCGUGAGACGGCGCUCGACAGCACGCUCGAGGAAGACGAAGAGGCGCCCUUCUCCUUCAGGUCCCUCUCUUCCUCCUCCCUGUUGUUCGCUGAUGAGGGUGUGGAGAACGCGCUUCCUCAGAGCGCUGCAAGGGGGGACAAGGCGAAAAACCGCCCGCAAGAAACACUGCCAAAGCGUGGAACAGAAACGGAGUUCCAGGCAGCCAGAGGGAACCGUGGCUCCGACGGGAGUAAGGGAAGAUUUCCGGAAAGUGACGGCUACGUGAGAGACGCCCAAGGGAGACUGCGUGAAUGGUGGGAGGUCAGCGAGCAGGCUCGCUCGGUGCACGGCGGCAAAAGAAAACGGCGAGCCGGGACAAAAGCCCAGAAUAGAGGCUCAGACAAGAAGGGCCUAAGAGCCGAGAGUGGUCGGGGUGUGUUGACAGGGACGUCGUCGAAGCAGAAGUACAAGGCACGGCGACAAGAAGACAAACAAGCAGCUCAGGCAUUUUUCUUGCAUGCAUGACUUUUUAAAUGGUAGAACAAGUCGAGCGUGAUGAACGCGUGAAGCAUUACCCGAGAACGCACCUGUUCUUCACAGGAUUACAUAGUUUCUAUGCGCGCAUGCUCAGUAUAUGCAUGUAUAUGUGUUUGCAUGUAUGUAUAUGUACAUGCUUCAGCAUAUUUGUGGGACCAGGUAAGUAUGAAUGCACGUCAAGAGAUCAGACACAGGUUAAGAGAGGACCAGUGCACUUUGCAUUUCGUUAUUGAGCGUCUGACGGUCGAACGUUUUCGCCGGGAACUGACAUUAAGAUUUCGCGUGUCGUUAA